AGGGCCAUGGCUGAAGAAACAGACGAAAAGAAAAAAGUUAGCCGCGGCAACUCACUCUGUAUCGUCUUCACUAUAAUUUCCCUCGAAUUUUCCGCUACAUGGAAGGGGCAGGGAACUGGCUUCAGAAGCACUCAGUACUUGCAGGAAGAUCUCCAUUUUCUUGGGGGGUCCCUUUCAAGAAGAAAAAAAACAAAAGUUUGUCAUCUUCUCCUUCUCCACCAGAAGUCUGAAAAGGUAUAAAUCUGACCAAGCACUGGCUAAAACUUCGCCACAACGCCCAAAUCCACACCAGCCACAGAUAUUACAGUAUAAUCUUUUCCCUUCUCGAUGAUUUCCUCGUCCAAUGGCAUUUCGCCGUCCCUUAAAGUUAAGACAGAGCUCUAUAACCCUACUGCUAACUGGGUUUUUGUUCCUUUGAGGAGAGCAUUUCAGUAUAGAAGCAAAUGUGUAAUGAAUAGGAGAAGUUUUGCUUUUAGGGGAAUUGUGGCUUCUGGAGUUUCGGUUAUGGGCUCCUCUGCGGUUAUACAGCCUGCUCAAGGGAUGGAAAGAUUACCAUUCAAACCAGAAGGUUAUAACUUCUGGACAUGGCGGGGUCACAAGAUACAUUAUGUUGUACAAGGAGAAGGUCCUCCGAUAGUUCUUAUACAUGGUUUUGGUGCUUCUGUAUUUCAUUGGAGGUAUAACAUACCAGAGCUGGCUAAGAAGUACAAGGUCUAUGCCUUAGACUUGCUGGGAUUUGGGUGGAGUGAUAAAGCACUUAUUGAGUACGAUGCCAUGGUCUGGAGGGAUCAAGUUGUCGAUUUUACGAAGGAAGUAGUGAAACAGCCUGCAGUUUUAGUUGGGAACAGCCUUGGAGGGUUUACUGCCUUGGUUUCUGCAGCAGGGUUGCCGGAGCAGGUUCGUGGAGUUGUAUUACUAAACUCCGCUGGGCAGUUUGGAGAUGUAAAUAAGUUGACAGAAGAGCCAGAAGAAACCAGCUUCCAGAAGUUCAUUUCGAAGCCGCUGAAGGAUUUUUUUCAGCGAAUCUUUCUUGGAGUUCUUUUCUGGCAAACCAAGCAACCAGCUAGAAUUGUUUCUGUUUUGAAGAGUGUAUACAUAAAUUCUGAAAAUGUGGAUGAUUAUCUGGUAGAGUCUAUAUCGAUUCCAGCAGCUGAUCCAAAUGCUAGAGAAGUUUACUACAGAUUGAUGACAAGAUUCAUGUUCAAUCAAAGCAAAUAUACUCUAAACAGUGUAUUGAGUGAGCUGCGGUGUCCACUGUUGUUGUUGUGGGGUGAUUUGGAUCCAUGGGUUGGUCCUGCUAAGGCCAACAGAAUCAAAGAAUUUUAUCCCAACACAACUCUUGUAAAUUUGAAAGCAGGGCAUUGCCCACAUGAUGAAGUUCCUGAGCUUGUCAAUUCUGCUUUGAUGGAUUGGCUAGCAACUCUACAACAACUUCAGCCAACACUCUGAAGAUCUUUCACAAAUUUUACUGCAUCACUUGUAUUCAUUCACACUAUAAAUCUCAUAUUUUCUUUAUACUUUUCAAAUGAUCAUGUCUGAAACUUAGAAUCUUCAUGGAUUUUAGAAUAGUACCAAAGACGUCUGUUUGUUGAGAAUUUGAAGUUUGUACAAUCUUAUUUUCUCUUUUCUCUUCUGACAUGGAAACAAAACACUAGAAUACAACAAGAUGAAGAAAAUAAAGACACUAAAUCUCUCUUUUUUUUA
Cucumis sativus (cucumber) is the source of this 1704-nucleotide messenger RNA. Its product is annotated as pheophytinase, chloroplastic. NCBI's taxonomy places the organism in Eukaryota, Viridiplantae, Streptophyta, Magnoliopsida, Cucurbitales, Cucurbitaceae. Bases 328 to 1449 code for a protein of 373 amino acids. Gene Ontology annotation, cellular component: chloroplast. Gene Ontology annotation, molecular function: catalytic activity. The record is from RefSeq and is a predicted model, not a curated record. The transcript is spliced from 8 exons.